UCUGUCUAUUCAGUGAUAUGAAGGAGUAACACAUCUCGCUGUCAUUAUAACAAGAAAGCUACAUUACUCCAGAACAGAAACAAACGCUUUUAAAAGCGUGGAUACCAGAGGACAUAAUUCUGGAAUAUAAUUAUAACCGCUGAUUCUGAAACGGUUUUCAAAUGAACAACAGUGUAUGCUGUUGGUGAGGCCCGGCCGCUCAAUGCAAGAGCAGUGACCAGCUCAUCCUCAGCCCUGCGGACCUUCCCCUGGUUGCAGCAGUCAAGCUAGAGGCCAUCGAGGACAAAAAGUGUCCACCUCCCUCCGCCUUCGUCCGCCUCAAACCACCACCCCAUUUCCUGCUUGACUUGGUACCCCAUAUUGUUUCGAAACUGUUUCUCCAACGCUUUUUCCAGAAACUCAGACUGUUUUCCAAAGCAGAAGCUGCACCACAGCCCUCCCACCAGAACGAGGUGAUGGGAAGCGUGCGAGCCAACCGCUACAGCAUAGUGUCUUCGGAAGAGCGCGGCAUGAAGUUGGCCACCGCAGCGGUGCCCAACGGGUACGGGAAUGGCAAGGCCAAGGUGCAUACGCGGCACCAGCCCCAGAGCCGCUUCGUCAAGAAGGACGGCCACUGCAACGUGCAGUUCAUUAAUGUCUCAGAGAAGGGCCAACGUUACCUUGCCGACAUCUUCACCACCUGUGUGGACAUCCGCUGGCGGUGGAUGUUUGUCAUCUUCUGUCUGGCCUUCUUGCUAUCAUGGCUGUUCUUCGGCUGCGUCUUCUGGCUGGUCGCCAUCAUCCACGGCGACCUGGACAACAACGCCCAGAAGUGCGUCUCCAACGUGAGCAGUUUCACCGCUGCUUUUCUGUUCUCCAUCGAGACCCAGACCACCAUCGGCUACGGCUACCGUUACGUAACCGACGAGUGUCCCGUGGCAGUCUUCAUGGUGGUCUUCCAGAGCAUCGUGGGCUGCAUCAUCGACGCCUUCAUCAUCGGGGCCGUCAUGGCUAAGAUGGCCAAGCCCAAGAAGAGAAACGAGACGCUGGUGUUCAGCCACAACGCCACGGUGGCCAUGAGGGACAACAAACUGUGUCUGAUGUGGCGUGUGGGGAAUCUGCGGAAAAGCCACCUGGUGGAGGCGCAUGUCCGAGCUCAGCUUCUCAAGUCUCGUACCACAGCAGAGGGAGAGUUCAUCCCCCUGGACCAGAUGGACAUAGAUGUGGGCUUCGACAGUGGAGUCGACCGCAUCUUUCUGGUUUCACCCAUCACUAUUGUCCACGAGGUUGACGAGGACAGCCCGUUCUACAACAUGAGCAAGCAGGACCUGGAGAUGUCGGAGUUUGAGAUCGUGGUGAUCCUGGAGGGGAUGGUGGAGGCCACGGCCAUGACCACCCAGUGUCGCAGCUCGUACCUGGCCAGCGAGAUCCUGUGGGGCCACCGCUUCGAGCCGGUGCUCUUUGAGGAGAAGAGCUACUACAAGGUGGACUACUCUCGCUUUCACAAGACCUACGAGGUGCCCAGCACCCCGCUUUGCAGCGCCAGAGACUUGGCAGAGAAAAAAUUAAUCCUGUCCAACUCUAACUCCUUCUGCUACGAGAACGAGGUGGAGUUGACUAACAAGGAGGAGAUGGACGAGGGGAACGGGGGCAGUGUGGGCCCGGACAUUACCCAGACAGACAGUAUCUCAAACUCUGAGCAUAACCAGGCUACCGUGCCACUGGAGCCCAGGCCCCUGAGGCGAGAAUCUGAAAUAUGACUGCAGAAACUUCAGACCACCUCACAGAGAAGAAUAUUCAGAGUCUACAAUCACCUCUUGUUUUUCUCAAAGGCACAUUGAGCCGAGCCGGGCCUUGGAUACAGGACGGGCUCAUGCUGACGGUACUGCUGAGGGUCGGGACUUCUAUGUAAGAGUUUCUUAACACAAUGUUAUUGCAUAUUGAAACCAACACGGCACUAUGAAAGAUGUGCUUAGAGGAAGGAUUUAUCAUUUUUUUGUGAAAAUGUUUCAGCGAGAAGAUGUUUUGCAUGUCUACACGCCUUUAUGCAUAGACAGGAACAUGUGUCCGUGUGACCUUGGAAGGGAUGUUCGCUCUGAUGACUUGAAUAUAGCAGGCAUGUCUCUCUGUUCAUCUGUCCAGCAAAUUGUGAACAAGAUGGUUUUAAGAACAUUUGUUUUUAUUUCCAUUAUCUGCCUUUUAGGAAAAACUAAAUUUAACUAUGCUGCUAUACACACACUGUCAGCUUUCUCUUUUCAGGGAAACUGGCAAAAAAAACAUGGAAGGAUUCCCACCCAUAGAGUAAGCAACUUUUUAAAAGUCACAGAGAGUCAGAGUGUAAACCAAAGAUUGUUUUCCUUUGCUAAUUUGCACUUUAAAUUGAUCCUGAGGAACUAGCUCUAAAGUUAGUGAAUGUUUAUCCAAACAAUUUAGCCCUGUAACCAAACCUUUUUUUUCCUUUACGGAGAUUGGAAUUCCUCACCAAUUUUCCAGUGAACGCACAACUAAAUCUGCCCCAGAAAUGCAUCGUGUUGCAGUGAACCGGAGCAAUCUUUGAAGGCUUUGUUGAACAGCAUCAAAGGGAUAUGCAUCUUUAACCUAUCGGACAGAGAAAUGCCUUUCUAUGCAGUCACUGUAAAGGAGCGGAAAAAAUAUUUUCAGAAAACAUAACGAUCAAUUAGAUGAAUUCCUAUAUGACAUAAUAUUUUCGUACUGUACUUAUUUGAAGCAAAUAUGUAAUUCUGUUACUGAGCUGGUCUCAAAUCAUUAGUAUGAAAUAACAUAAAUCAAAAGGCUGUUCAGUGCUGGUCAAAUUAAUAGAAACAUGCCUGUUUUAUGUUGUACCUGAAGGAAAUGAGCAGGGUAGUAUGAGAAUCCAAAUAAAGCAGAACUGAACUAAUGCCUAAAAGACAAAUGGGGGAGGAUGAAAACGAGCAUAUAAAUGUUCUUAAAAAGUGCUGCUACAUUCUUGCAUUUUGUUCAGUUUGAUAACAGAAGAAGCCAAAGAAUAUUAUCAUCCUCGUCAUUAUGACCUGUUGUUAAAAGUGUUAACUUUGUUUUAGGUGAAGAAAAACCAAGGGCAAUGUUGUUAGUGCUUCAUUGGAACUCUGGCACAGAACUCUUAAUCAGCGUCAUUGUGAUGGAGUUCUGUACACAGAGUGUUGGUCUCAUGAUGGGAGGUUAUCAUUCAGAUGUUCCCCUCAUGUUCAAGUUCAAAGCCAAACGCACUGUGUAAGCCAGGUUCUAAGUCCUAGACUAAACCAUCCACGUGUUGCUAAGACGAGAAGGCCGUGGCAUAUCCUUUAAGCUCAGAGAAAAGUACGGUGUUAAAACAGUUUAUUUUCUGUAAAAAAGAAAAAAAGUGUAAGGCAGACAACAAACAAGAGUUUCUGGUUAGUACUUCACAGUCGUCCACAAGUCUGCCAUCACAAAAGAGCAUGUUUUCUCUGCUAGGCUCUUUAAAUGAGGAGCUGAUAAAAUCACGUACAUCUGCCCUUCUGUCAUACCCAAUCAAUCCACGCCAAUUGCUGUUCCUGUGUGUAUAUCCAGAGUAGGCCGACGAAUUGUCAGGCCUUGUUAUCAAAUGCUAUUUUAUUUGUCAUUACAGGUUAAUUGUUGUUUUCGAUUAAUGGAUUGGAAAACACGGUAUAAAAUAAACCUGCAGUACUGUAUCAAGGCAAGGUCAAUACGAUGUGCAGAUGACGUGUCCUAAUCUGACCCAGUUUCUCCUAGCUUAAGAAUAGUCCUGCAGCAACAGGAAAUGUAAAUUAUUAAAUGGAUUAUAAUGAAAAGACAACUCUGUGGGGGUUGAUACAUUUGUUUAAUCCAGUCUGACAAGUGUAUGAUACUACCUUUUAGAAGCGUUUUUAUACCUUUAAAACACUACAAGUUGGCAUUUCCUGCUAUGCAGGAAAAUCCCUGCAACAACAGGAUAAUCAAAUUAAGAUACAGCAUCUGUAUAAAAACCUGCAGGGAGUUUUGCAUUAUUGCAUAUCCCUCCUAUUUCUUUUAUUUUCUAUCACCGACUGAAGGCUGUUAGGCUACAAUGUUUCUUGUAAAUAGACCCCCUCCCUUGCAGUCUUUUUGUAUCAGAGUCUUCCAGCUGUACUGCAAAACAAUGGAAUGUACAGAUUUUUAUAUUAUUAAUAAUAUUAUUGUUAUUAUUAUUGUACAUGCAAUUAUUAUAUUGUUUGUUUUUCAAUAAAACCUCAAUGA
Molecule: messenger RNA, 4194 nt
Organism: Esox lucius (northern pike)
Lineage: Eukaryota; Metazoa; Chordata; Actinopteri; Esociformes; Esocidae
Gene: kcnj2a
Product: potassium inwardly rectifying channel subfamily J member 2a
Exons: 2
Coding region: 456-1739 (427 amino acids)
Biological process (GO): potassium ion import across plasma membrane; regulation of monoatomic ion transmembrane transport
Cellular component (GO): plasma membrane
Molecular function (GO): inward rectifier potassium channel activity
Source: RefSeq, a predicted model, not a curated record